Messenger RNA from Trichomonas vaginalis G3, 852 nucleotides. RefSeq names its product protein ubiquitination. The record is from RefSeq and is a predicted model, not a curated record. The transcript has a single exon. Bases 1 to 852 code for a protein of 283 amino acids. NCBI's taxonomy places the organism in Eukaryota, Parabasalia, Trichomonadida, Trichomonadidae.
AUGUCAAGUUCAGGGCAACUGACAAAUGAAAGCGAAUAUGAAUUUAACAACCUUACGCCAAUUGAAGUAUUCAAAUACCCUAGUCAAGCUUCAAAAAUUAUUUGGGAGGUCAAUUCCAAUAAUAUUUUAGAAUCAUCAUCGCAAAUUAUAGAUUUAAUUAAAUCAAACAAAAUAAAGAUCCAUACGGCAAUUUAUUUGAUUGAUAAUUUUUCAGAAAUUCGAGAUAAAGAUAUUAAAUUAUUUGCAGAACUUUAUCUAAAGUUAUCAAACGAAUUUUCAUAUAUUACCAAACCGGAAAACAAGAAAUUAGCUGCGUUGUUACAUUAUAAAGGCUUCAAAUUUGAAAAAUUCGUACCUAAAAUGAAAGAAGAAGAAAUUCUCAAUAUAUAUUCAACAGAGUCUCCAUUAUACUAUAUUGCAUGGGAUAAAGUUGAUGAUCUUAAAAAUAAAUUCCCAAAGCUUGAUGAUGAUCUGAAAAUAGAUAAUGAAAUCACUCCACUUGAUUGUUCAAUUAAAUACGGUUCAGAAUUAUGCUUCAGCUACCUGAAAAAUUUAGGAGCGGUUUAUACUGAUGAUUCCCAAAAAUAUGCUGUUCAAGGAGGGAAUCGAAAUAUUUUUAUGCAAAUGAUAGAAGAUGGGGAAUCAUUUGAUAGAGUGACUAAUAUAGCGUUGGAUUACCAUAAUUUUGAAAUUGCAGAUUACCUUAAGUCAAAUUUUAGACAAACUUUUGGUUCAAUAGCAGAAAGCAUGCGUUUCGGAAAUUAUGAUGUUGCAUCAUAUUUACUUUCUAAUAGAGAAGAUAUCAACAAAAUUAAUGAUCUAUUUCUUUUCAUAUUUAUCAUUGCUUUAUGA